Molecule: messenger RNA, 789 nt
Organism: Aureococcus anophagefferens
Lineage: Eukaryota; Pelagophyceae; Pelagomonadales; Pelagomonadaceae
Exons: 1
Coding region: 1-789 (262 amino acids)
Biological process (GO): fatty acid elongation
Molecular function (GO): oxidoreductase activity, acting on the CH-OH group of donors, NAD or NADP as acceptor
Source: RefSeq, a predicted model, not a curated record
AUGUCCGCCGUCGCUGCCAGCUCUGCAUCGCGCGGAACAGUCCUCGUGACCGGCGGAAGCCGCGGCAUCGGUGCGGCUUGCUGCAAGCGCCUCGCGCGCGAUGGCUACACCGUCGUCGUCAACUACAAGAGCUCGCAAGGCGAAGCAGUCGACGUCGUGGGCGAGAUUAAUCUAGAGGGCGGCGACGCCAUCACGCUGCAAGCGGACGUGUCGUCCGAGGCGGGCGUCGUCGAUAUGUUCGCUUCGCUCGACAAUUGGAUCGGGUCGGGCGGGGUCCCGCCGCUCACGGCGCUCGUCAACAACGCGGGCGUCAUCGGCGACAAGGAGGCGCUCGACGCCGUGACGCCGGCGGCCUUCGAGGCCAUGAUGGCGACGAACGUGCUCGGGCCUUUGCUCUGCUGCAAAGAGGCGGAAAAAAGAAUGGCGCCCGGCUCGGCCAUCGUCAACCUGUCGUCCGGCAGCGCGUACAUCGGCACGCCGCUGCUCUACAGCAUGUCCAAGGGCGCGCUCAACUCCAUGCAGCACGGCCUCAUCAAGCCCCUGGCCGCCAAGGGCAUCCGCAUCAACACGGUGUCGCCGGGCGUCACGGACACGGACAUGGUCGCGGGCAUCCUCGACGACCCGGAGCGCAAGGCGACGAUGGAGGCGCAGAUCCCGCUGGGCCGCGCGGGGCGGCCCGAGGAGAUCGCCGGCGCCGUGGCCUACCUCCUCUCGCCCGACGCGGCCUACACGAGCGGCGCGAACAUCCGCGUCGCGGGCGGCCGCGGCCCGGGCACGACGCUCGGCUAA